Molecule: messenger RNA, 891 nt
Organism: Megachile rotundata (alfalfa leafcutting bee)
Lineage: Eukaryota; Metazoa; Arthropoda; Insecta; Hymenoptera; Megachilidae
Product: cilia-and flagella-associated protein 96
Cellular component (GO): centrosome; cytoplasmic microtubule
Source: RefSeq, a predicted model, not a curated record
UUUAAAGGAUACUUUCAUGACCCAAAUCCGGCACCCUUCGACAAGUAUCAGGGAGUACCAUUCAGAUUCCGACAAGGAAUCGAAAAAGGGCGUCAAAUACUCGCGGGACCUCCUUCCAAGUUAUUCGAGGAGAAAUUCGUGAGAAUAUUCGAUGGAGAGGCACUGUAUGAGCCAUGGCGUUUCGAGGCGGCAGAAAGGUUGGAGCGAGAACAGGCAAAACUUGGAAGUCACAUGUUGCCACCGUCACCUGCCAAGAAACAUGCGACACCUGGUGAUUGGUAUGGAUGUUUCGAGAAAAUCCCUCAUUUCAGUCCAGCCUUGAGGCCAACAAAAAGGAAGGAACCUGAAUUACCUAAUGCAAAGAUCAAACCUAACCCAAAAGGAGGCCCGGGUUAUCCUGAUAUUUGUCUGAGUCGAUUUCCAGAAUAUAGUUAUAAUCCUUAUGACCCUCCAAAGAGACGUCAAAGAGAUUAUUUUUUAAUAAUUUAUCAUUUCGACAUGUUAGAUAAAGCUCUGGGUCGAUUUUUGAGCGCAAGCGCGCCGCUGGACUUUUUCCCGCCAAAUCCUUACUUGGCCGAAUCCAUUGGGCCAACGUACGUGAGGCCGAAAGAAUUCCCGCCGAAAAUGUUAGGACCCGGCCGACUUUACGUACCGUUUCCUAAGAAACCUGGUGGAAAUCAUUCUGGUUGUUUCGAGAAGUUCCCUCUUUAUAGCAGUGAUCCUUAUGACAAGGGCAUCAAAGAAGCGAAAGUGGAAGGUGUAAUUGUCGCAGGUGGACCAGCUCUGCGAACCAAAUACACCAACAGCAUUGUAUCCCAGGUUACCAGAAUAGCCUGUAAUGCCACGAAUUACCAAAACUAUCGAGAACAAGUUUACGUUUUGGAUAAAUGA